UUACCGGAAGUGGCAACCCGGAUGGAGGCGAGGCCGGGCGGAAGUGCAGCCGCACGCCCCUCAGACGGAAGCCGCCGGCAGCCAGAAGAGGUCGGGGUCGCCAGCUCCGCCAUGGCCAAGCAGUACGACACUGUGGAGUGUCCCUUCUGCGACGAGGUCUCCAAGUACGAGAAGCUGGCCAAGAUCGGGCAAGGCACCUUCGGGGAGGUGUUUAAAGCAAAGCACCGGCAGACUGGGAAGAAAGUGGCUCUGAAGAAAGUGUUGAUGGAGAAUGAAAAGGAAGGGUUUCCUAUCACGGCCCUGCGGGAGAUCAAGAUCCUCCAGCUGCUGAAGCAUGAAAAUGUGGUGAAUCUCAUUGAGAUCUGUCGGACUAAAGCCUCUCCGUACAACCGUUGCAAGGGGAGCAUCUACCUGGUGUUUGACUUCUGUGAGCAUGACUUGGCUGGCCUCCUCAGCAACGCCCAUGUCAAAUUCACCCUCUCUGAGAUCAAGAAAGUGAUGCAAAUGCUCUUGAAUGGCCUCUAUUACAUCCACCGGAACAAGAUCUUGCACAGGGACAUGAAAGCGGCCAAUGUCCUCAUCACUCGGGACGGGGUCCUGAAACUGGCCGACUUUGGCUUGGCUCGUGCUUUCAGCUUGGCAAAGAACAGCCAGCCCAACCGCUAUACCAACCGGGUGGUGACUCUGUGGUACCGGCCUCCUGAGCUCCUUCUAGGAGAGCGGGAUUACGGGCCGCCCAUUGAUCUCUGGGGCGCGGGGUGCAUCAUGGCCGAGAUGUGGACCCGGAGCCCCAUCAUGCAGGGCAACACAGAACAGCACCAGCUCACUCUCAUCAGCCAGCUCUGUGGAUCCAUCACUCCUGAUGUCUGGCCCAACGUGGAUAAAUACGAGCUCUACCAGAAGCUGGAGCUGCCCAAAGGACAAAAGCGCAAGGUCAAGGAGCGGCUCAAAGCCUACGUCAAAGACCCUUAUGCACUGGACCUGAUUGAUAAACUGCUGGUCCUGGACCCGGCCCAAAGGAUAGAUAGCGACGACGCCUUGAACCACGAUUUCUUCUGGUCCGACCCAAUGCCCUCCGACCUCAAGAACAUGCUCUCCACCCACAACCAAUCCAUGUUCGAGUACCUGGCUCCGCCCCGGAGGAGGGGCGGGCACAUGCCCCAGCAGCCGGCCAAUCAGUGCAGGAAUACGACCGCGACCAAUCAGACGGAGUUCGACCGAGUGUUUUGAUAAGAAAAGAAGAGGAAGCGAAAAAGCGUGAUGAUCGAAAAAGGAACGCUGUUUUGAAAACGGAACAGCGAAGCAGUUGUGCUUUGGCCAUUUUGUGAAAACAAAUUGUAGGAAUGGCAGGACUAGAUAAAAUUAGAAAGGUGUCCAGAGGGCGCAAGAUUAUGCUAAAUGUGAGGCAGUUGGAGGGUUGACAGAUCACUCUCCAGGGUCCUGAACUGACUGCGUUCAGUCCACCGAGAGCCAAAAGGUGCUUGUUUAUCCCCAGGACAAGCUGUGGUUUUGGAUCUUGGAUGGUGGUGGGGGGACAACCAUUUGUGAAGCUUCUGCACUUUUUAUUUUUAUUUUAUAUAUUUUUUUAAAAAAAUUAAUUUUGCAGCAGUAGCAACAAACAAUUUUCCUAAAAACCUAGGCAAAAAUUGCACAUUCCCCCCCCCCUUUUU
Molecule: messenger RNA, 1670 nt
Organism: Anolis sagrei ordinatus
Lineage: Eukaryota; Metazoa; Chordata; Lepidosauria; Squamata; Anolidae
Gene: CDK9
Product: cyclin dependent kinase 9
Biological process (GO): positive regulation of transcription elongation by RNA polymerase II; protein phosphorylation
Cellular component (GO): nucleus; cyclin/CDK positive transcription elongation factor complex
Molecular function (GO): cyclin binding; ATP binding; RNA polymerase II CTD heptapeptide repeat kinase activity
Source: RefSeq, a predicted model, not a curated record